Messenger RNA from Clunio marinus, 1029 nucleotides. NCBI's taxonomy places the organism in Eukaryota, Metazoa, Arthropoda, Insecta, Diptera, Chironomidae. The record is from the annotation of a GenBank genome assembly.
UGAAAUUCCUAUAUCUUUGAUGUGAGGAAAAAAAAAUCAAAAAAGUUGAAAAAAUAAAUAAAUAAUAGAGUAAAAUGAAAUGCCCUGGUUUAUAUUGUGGCCGAAUGCCAUUAGAAAACAAUACAUUUAGCGAAUGUGGGGCCUGCGAUAGAGGAUGGAAACGAAAUGAAGAGCAUCUGUGUGAGCCUUGCUACGAUAACUUAGUUCUAUAUGAUUGGUUGUUUCUUGCUUUUGCAAUUAUCGUUCCGCUCUUGAUUCAUUCAUUUCUCAUUGAUUACACUACGCAACAAAGAAAAUUUUCCAAAGAAAUUAUUUUUCUGUAUUUAUGUGCAGUUGCUGAAGUUGGAAUUUCUGCAAUAUUGACAGUACUUUUAAGUGAACCAAUGUUAAGUUUUAAGAUAUAUUCUUGUGGUGUUAAUUCGUUGAGUGAUUGGUACACAUAUUUCUAUAAUCCGACUUUACGCUUCGAAAAAACUCUGACAUGUACACAAGAGCGAGUUUAUCCACUGCAGACCAUGGUUUUAGUGUUUUAUGUGCUUUGCGUGUCUUUUAUGCUUCUAUUUCGACCUCUUAUGAAUGAAAAAUGCAAACCUAAAAUUGAGAAGUCAUCUUUAGCAAUAUAUUAUGCUCUUUAUGCUUUUCCAUUGCUCGCCAUAAUUCAUUCAAUUUUUGGAGGAUUAGUUUACUUUGCCUUUCCAUAUCUAAGCAUAAUUAUUUCAUGUGCAGCUAAUGCAGGGCACUUUGCUAUGAAGCUUGAUCAAUCAAUGAAAAGUCUAUUCAUCACCUCUAUAAUGGAUAUUAGAAAUAUCAUAAUUAUAGUUGGAAAUUGGAUCCUAUUUUCAUUUGGAAUUAUUUCGAUCAAAAAGCUUUUCUUGCUAUUUCUAACACCAGUUCCUUCAAUAUUUUAUAUUGUAACAUCUAAAUACACCUCACCUGAAAUAUAUUAAAUUGAGUUGUGUUUGUAAAUUUCAAAUGAGAAAAAUAAAAAUGAAACUUUCAGUUAGAUAAAAAAUCUAUUUUUUCUUUUAC